CCCUAUUCCAUUUUGCUGCAUUUCAUCCCCACAAGUCACAACCCACCCUCCUCAAAAUAAAAAGAAAGAAAAACCUCUUCUAUUCUUCUUGAUUCUUUUUAAUCGAUUCAUAACAUUGUGCAUUAUCCCAUUCUGAAUUGUGACUUCCAACUCUCUCUCCCGCAAAAAAAAGCGCCAUUGCAGGUCCGAUGGCGCAAUUGCCUCCCAAAAUCCCAACCAUGUUGCCCGUAUGGGCGGAUUUCUCGCCCGAACACAAAUUGCAUUCCCUCGCCGCCGCCAUUCCGCCUUCCUCCUCCGCAGCUCACAAUAGCAAUAAUAAUAAUCCGUCCUGGGUUGACGAAUUUCUCGACUUCUCCUCCACCAGGCGCAGGACCCACCGCAGAUCCGUCAGCGAUUCCAUCGCUUUCCUCGAGGCGCCAAUGCUCGACGACUGCCGCGCCACCCCUCCCGCGUGCCCGGCUAACAGCAACCACCACAACAACCAGCAGCAGCAGCACGAUUUCGACAAAUUCGACGACGAGCAGUUCACGUCCAUGUUCUCCGACGACAUUUCCUCCAACCCGGUCACCGGUCCCAACAACUCCUCCUCCAACCCUUCCACGCCAUCCGAUCACAACAGCUUCAACGACGAGAAGGAAGCCAUGCACCACAAUAAUAAUAAUAUUAUCCGCUGCGAAGCGGACGACGCGCAGAGCCCUUGCAAUUCGGAUUCCCAGCAAACCACCACAACCGGGGACCGUACGGUCGACCCCAAGAGGGUCAAGAGAAUUCUGGCGAACAGGCAAUCGGCGCAACGCUCACGGGUUAGGAAGCUGCAGUACAUAUCGGAGCUUGAACGGAGCGUCACUUCCUUACAGGCGGAAGUAUCAGUGUUGUCGCCUAGGGUUGCAUUUCUGGACCAUCAGAGAUUGCUUCUCAACGUGGAUAACAGCGCUUUGAAGCAACGCAUUGCAGCUCUGGCUCAAGAUAAGAUCUUCAAAGAUGCUCAUCAAGAGGCACUGAAGAGGGAAAUAGAGAGGCUGAGGCAAGUUUACCACCAGCAGAACCUCAAGAAGAUCGAGAUCAGCAGCAACGACGACAACUCAGCAAGCCAGCAUAAGAAUCAUAACAGUGAACAACCCAGCAAUAAUAAUAAUAUUGCAGCGGCAGAGAAAGAGCAGCAGCUUCUUCAGGUUUAAACUGAUAUGCAUUUUGAUCCAAUACACUUGAUAAUUAACCGCAAGUUUGAUGAGGAGAUGGUGGGAAGGAAAGGGUGUUGGUUUGGUUCAUUUCACAUGCGUUGUCGUGGCUGGCCGGCCAGUGGCUUUGGUGAUGGUGGAGUGGAAGUAAGCUUAAUGAUUAGCUAGUUGACUCAUUCGAUAUUCAGAUUAAUUAGCUUCUGGGGAAGGGAACUAUCAUGACAGGGGGAAAAGACAGGGAAGGUGGUGGGAGCUGCUGCUGCUAAUGAUCUAUCUAUCUAUAUAUAUGUACAUUCACGUGAUAUGUUGUACAAGCAGCAAGAAUCAAAAUGGACCACUGACCACUCCUCUCCUCUCAGAUUUACAUGUAUGAUUGGGAACCUCAGAACCCAACUACAUGUGCCUCCUCCUUCAUCACUUCCCUUCUUUUGUUUAACCAUUUUCUCCCCUAUUUUCUCUUCCUUUUUUUUUCUCUCUCCUUUUUAAAUUUAAAUAUAUUUCAUUCAUUAAUUGUUUCCAGACCAGAAGGAGAAGAGUUUAGUAGUGUAGUAGUGGUGGGAUGUGGGUUACUGAUUUUUUCUUUCUUUUUCUUCUUAAUGUUGCUGGUUCCUUUUUGGGUUUACUUUUUAGAGAAAGAAGAAGAGUAGGAAGUGGGUGUGAUUGAUUCUUUUCAUGAAAUGUAGUGGACAAGUGUUGUUUCUGUAUUGUAUUGUUGGGAUGGAUGGAUGGAUGUAUAGCUGUAUGAAAAGGGCAAGAUGUUUGUGAGGGGAAUUCCCCUCAUUUGUUUUUGUUCCUUUGUUGCUGCUCCCUUUCAUCAUCCCCACCCUCUCAUCUCAGUUCUCAUCUCUCCUUUCUCAUUCUUUGUGCGUUUGUUUUUUUUUUUUUCUCGUUUUAUUCGUUAUCUUUUGUUCAUUCUGACUUCUCAAUAGGGGGUGGUUAUCUUUCUGGUACGGUUAAACGGUUCAGGAUUAACCCGGUUCUAUUCCGGUCUUUUGGGAAAUAUGAGAACCAAAUAUUGGAUUGAGUACAAUCUGGUUUUGACCCUGCUACAGACAAUUCAGCCGCAUAUACCCUUUUUCCUGGAAUGUAGACAACCUAUUUGUACAUCAUUUCUGGAAAGGAAAAAAAAAACAAGUCAAACCU
Linum trigynum is the source of this 2321-nucleotide messenger RNA. NCBI's taxonomy places the organism in Eukaryota, Viridiplantae, Streptophyta, Magnoliopsida, Malpighiales, Linaceae. The record is from the annotation of a GenBank genome assembly.